GUUUGUGUUGCUGGCAGAAUACAAGUGCAGCAUUGCACUUAUAUACUUAUGUCUCCUGUUUCGAUUGUUGGUCAGAAGAAGUACUGCGCUACUACGAUCCUGUACUUUGUUGACCAGAUCUACCCGGCGUGUGGACAAAAGAAUGGCACUAAUCUCCCUCGAGGAUCUCGACGGAUUGGAGGACGAAGAGCUGGACGAUGACAUCACCGACAACCCCGAGCCAAUGGAGGACGACGAGCAGCAGAGGCUGUAUACCCAUUGGCAGGCGAUCGCCAGCACACACCAGGUGUCCAUCCCCCGAGAAAUGACAGGACCAAUUCAAGAGCUGACGCGACGGAACCAAGCCCAAGAGAGAGAGCAGGUCCCCUUUACCUCCAUCUCUCAGCAUGAGAAGCUGGGCGAGGUGCUGUUUGAGGAGAGGGUGUACCCUGCAGGGAAGUGGGCGUGCAUCACUAAAGGGGAGAAGCUGUACGAGCAGAGUAUCUCCAUGGGCUUCAUGAAACUCAUGAAAUUCAUCUGCAAGGAGAACUCCGUCGGACGCUAUUUGGGAAUGACUGUACCCAUUGUGAACAGUCUCCAAAUGCUGGAGGACGGCAAUGGCUUUCAGAAGGACAUCUUGACAGCAUACUACCUGCCUGCUGAGUUCCAAGCCAACCCGCCUCAGCCAACUGACCCAGACAUCACCAUACUCCAAAGGGAGGCUUUACGAGUCAUCACCCGGACGUUCUUCGGCACCACCACGGAGGAGACAAUCAUGCCUCAGAUCAACCUGCUGUGGGAGAUGCUGGGCCCCAGCGAGGAGAUGCAUCGCAACUCCUACAUGGUGGCCGUCUACGAGAACCCUGGGGUCUCCUGCCGCAGAAACGAGAUCUGGUUCAUCCGACGAGACCCCUAAAUCUCUUAUAACAUCCCCCUGUCCCCUCUUGUAUCAUCCCAACACCCCCCUAUCCCACCCCCCUUCUGUGCCACUAGGGUCGCGUUCAUUGGGCGAUAAAAGGAAUAAAAGAGACAAACAGGGAGGGACUACCUAGACUUGGUCAAAUAAGCAAUGCUCAUUUUGUAAAAUGUUUUUUAAAACGUUUGUUUUUGUUUUUGCGUGCCCUAAUGAACACAACCCCCAGAUGAUUCCUGUAAUGGGGAUAUAGUAUGGAUUAAAAUGGGAGGAAUGGCUCUUGGGUUGGUUUUAGCUGUAGAGAUGACAAGAUGACUUUAAAGAUAGUAUUAGGUAUACAGUAUGGAAGAAAUACUUAUUUAUCAUUCACUGAGAUUGUAUGUUUUUUAUGCACUAGGGGAGCACAAGAAAAUUCUAACUUCAGUGGCAUUUAUACCAUAUACACAACCAAAUAUGGUAUUUAAAAUAAAAGUAUAUUGUAUCUCGGUGAAAAACUGGCUGGGCAUUACAAGAGUUAAACUCUGUUAUAUUUCCGUCAUGUUUUAUCUAUAUUUUAUUUUUCUUGCUUUUUGUAUAACAAAUUUGGGAUUAUCUAAUCAUUGCAAACUAGUGGCACAUAAAAUGUGUGAACCCGCUAUUUUAGAAAUGGACUGAAAUUAAUUUACAUUUGACAUUUUAGUAAUUUAGCAGACACUCUUAUCCAGAGCAACUUACAGUAGUGAGUGCAUACAUUUAAAACAUUUUUUUCGUAAUGAUGUUGAUACCAUAACGUUUUUCUAAACUAUAAUGGUUAUGUCUUAUAGGACUGUAACCUACUACUAAAAUGUUGUAUUUGCAGUUGACUCGAGUAGGCAUCCAGGUUUAACCUAUUGUUAUCCAUAUCCAUAGGUAAUUCUGACACAACUUUAUCAUUCAAAGUUACUUGCUAUGAUAUGUGGUUGCCUUCUUACUCUUAACUGCACUGUCGUUGAAUUUUAUCCUGCUAGUGAAUUAUUUUGCCCACACUCUGCUACAUUACCUACAUUUGAGGCUGGAUUUUGGGUAUAGGUGUCCGAAUAAGUAAACAGCUGUUCUCAAACAACUAUCCCCCUUCCCCCAGCCUCAAAAUGAUAGACAGAUUUGUCAUUCGUAACCUUCAGUUGCCACUAGGUGGCAACCAAACAGUAAUGUUUGUAUUAUAUUUUUUUUGUCUAUUGGUGAAUAGCGAAUAUCUCACAAAUGAAUAGAUUGGUUUUGGUGAGGUUAGUUGUAAAUGGAGCUUUCUGAGACUGGGACCAGGCACUUUAGAUUUUGAUGAAGGUUCAAGCUUUUUAAAGAUCCAUAAUUAUAGUUAAUGAUGGUUGAGGAAUGGAAGUUUAAUUAUAGUGACUUAUGAAUCUGUUCAGCAUGGCCAAAUGAUGUGCUCUUACUGUGCUUGCCUCUUUUUUAUAUAUAUGCAAUUUUCCCAGAAUAAGUGUAUUCGGUGUAUUUGUUUGUAUUUUCCAAUAAUUAGUACGGUAUACUUUUGAUAUGUUAAACUUUAACCUGGCCUCUCUUUUAUGACCUUGUAUUUCUAUGCUGUUUUCAACUGUUUCAAAGCAUACAUUUUAAAAUUGCAGUGUGAAUUGUA
Molecule: messenger RNA, 2501 nt
Organism: Coregonus clupeaformis (lake whitefish)
Lineage: Eukaryota; Metazoa; Chordata; Actinopteri; Salmoniformes; Salmonidae
Product: heme-binding protein 1
Exons: 6
Coding region: 143-895 (250 amino acids)
Source: RefSeq, a predicted model, not a curated record